AUGCAAGGGACCGCGGCCGCGGAACCGGCGGCGGACGGGGCUGGUGCGCAAGCGCCGGCCACCGUCGUGCUGCAGGCCUGCACCGGGGGUGCGUCGCAGGUCAGGCUGAUAAGGCCUGGCUACGCGACCAUCGAGGUCGACCUGAAGCACGAGAAGGCCGCGGGCGACCGCGAGUCUGUGCAGGCGGCGGAGCGCUCGUUCAUCGAGCGCACCGCGCCGCGGAAGAAGGAGGAGCUGACGGAGGAGCAGAAGGAUGCUCGGGCCGCGGCUCGCAGGGCCAAAAAGGCCCGGCAGAAGGCGAACAGGGCGAAGAAGAAGGCUGCGGCGGCGGCUGCGAGCGAGGCCGAGCGUGCGGGCUACCCGUACGCGCAGCUGCGCGAGAACGCCAUGUUCGUGAUGGAGGGCCUGGAGGCUGCGACGCAGGCGGCGCGCAUCCCCACCGGGUCCAACAUUCAGGUCGCCUACGCGCUGCCUCCAGAGGGGGGCAGCGGGUUCGGCGACAUGGUGUACGCCACGGUCCCUAUGGGCUCCGUGGCGACGAAGGUCGCCCGGGACUGGCUCGCCAACGAGCUCUACGAGCCGUCCCGGCGAGGCAAAAUUGAUGCGGCCUGCAGGGACCGAAAGGUUGCCGACCUGAUCACGGCUGCCGGCGCCUCGGCGCCGGCCGACGCCGUGUUCGGCGGCAGGUUCGCGACGGGCGAGACGCCCCGCCCGACGACCUCCGCCUCCGAGGCGGACGAGGGCGACGGCGGCGAUGGCGGGGCCGAGAACAUCGGCGUUUUGGGCGACAACAGCGCUGCGACCGCGAAGUGGCGGUGGACAUGCUCCCACGGUGCCGACGCGGCGCCGGAGUGGCCCGCGCUGCUCGCCGCGACCACGACGGCUACUCCGCUGCUCCGGGCCGACCCGUCCUACCCGACGGUGGCACUCUUCCACGUCUCGCUCACGCUGAGAAAAAUUCUGAAACGGCGUGCAGCAUAG
This is a messenger RNA of Emiliania huxleyi CCMP1516, 981 nucleotides long. RefSeq lists its product as hypothetical. The record is from RefSeq and is a predicted model, not a curated record. Lineage: Eukaryota; Haptophyta; Isochrysidales; Noelaerhabdaceae. The transcript is spliced from 3 exons. Bases 1 to 981 code for a protein of 326 amino acids.